Messenger RNA from Papaver somniferum (opium poppy), 615 nucleotides. RefSeq lists its product as uncharacterized. The transcript has 3 exons. The record is from RefSeq and is a predicted model, not a curated record. Bases 1 to 615 code for a protein of 204 amino acids. NCBI's taxonomy places the organism in Eukaryota, Viridiplantae, Streptophyta, Magnoliopsida, Ranunculales, Papaveraceae.
AUGGGAGUUUUGCAAGAAGAAAAUGUAAGCAAUUCUGCUUUGCCAUUGUUAUCUCUAAACCAUGUAUCAUACAUUUGUAAGUCAGUUACAGAAUCAGCUAAGUUUUAUCAAGAUGUUCUUGGUUUUGUUCUCAUUAAAAGACCUUCUUCUUUCCAAUUUGAAGGAGCAUGGUUAUUCAGCUAUGGAAUUGGGAUUCACUUGUUACAAUGUAAUUCAAUUAAUGAUGUCCAACAAAUGCCAGCAAAAAUCAACCCUAAAGAUAACCACAUUUCUUUCCAAUGUACAGACGUUGAACUUGUAAAGAAGAGACUAGGAGAAAUGGGGAUGAAGUACGAAACUGCUCUCGUUGAAGAGGGUGGCGUUUUCGUUGAUCAACUCUUCUUCCAUGAUCCAGAUGGUUAUAUGAUUGAAAUUUGCAAUUGUGAAAACAUCCCCAUUCUUCCUCUAUCUGCAAGUGCAUGUCCUCUUAAGAAGCCCCAAAUCCAAUCUUAUGUAAAUGACAAGAAGAGUAAUCCGCAACGAUCUAUGGCCACCACAAAAGCGCUUAAUGCCGCAGAGAUGGAAACGCGGAUGGUGGAAAGCUUGUUUGCCAGCAUGAUUGAUAUUGCCUUGUAG